GCCUCUAAACUUUUCCAUCUCUAACUGCCACUGGUUUUGCUGCUAUACUUUUCAAUUUUUUUCUUGAAGAGAAGAUCAAGUGAGAUCAAAUGGAGGGGAGUGCCAAAAAAAGACGCAUCUGUGAAAAUGAUGGAACAGCAGGAGGCGCUUCUUCUACUCACACUUCAACAGAAGGUCAAGGAAUGGAUACUUCGUCAGGAUAUGACUAUGAAGUAUUCUUGAGCUUUAGAGGACCAGAUACUCGAGCAGGUUUUACCGACUUCCUUUACACUAGUCUUAAAGAUGCAGGAAUCCGUGCGUUUAAGGAUGACGAAGAUCUCCGCAAGGGGGAAGAGUUUGCCCCAGAACUUCUCCAAGCAAUUAAUCAGUCGAAGAUCUCAAUACCUAUCUUUUCGAAAGGUUAUGCCUCUAGUGUAUGGUGUCUCAAGGAGGUAGUCCAGAUGGUCCAAUGCCAGAAAAAGAGUGGACAAAAGAUCAUGCCCAUUUUCUAUGAUGUGGCACCUUCAGAGGUUCGAUACCAAACAGAGGGUUAUGCAAAGGCCUUUCUUGCACAUGAAAACAAGAAGCGACACGACGAAAAGACUAUGCAAGAGUGGAAGGAUGCUCUCAGUGCAGUUGGGGCAAUAAACGGAUGGGACCUGCAUAGCGAGAAGAACAGGCGAGAAGGCGAGUUUGCAAAACUCACCAAGGGAGGUUUUCAAAGAAUUGAAAAGGCUUAUUUGGUGGUAUCAGAUUGCUUGGUCAGUGUUGACAACCAUGUGGAUGCAAUCAUGGAAAUGAUUGGUGCUGAGACAAGUGAAACACGGAUUAUAGGAAUCCAUGGAAUGGGUGGCAUCGGAAAGACGACUAUUGCCAAAAUCAUCUACAAUCAGCUUUCAAAAAAUUUUGAGGGUUGUUGCUUCCUUUCUAACGUCCGUGAAACGUCAAAACUUCGAGGCAUUCACCGCUUGCAACAUCAGCUCAUCUUUGACAUCCUCAACACGAAAUGGGCAGAUAUAAGAAAUAUUGAUGAAGGGAUUAAGACCAUUAAAGACAGGUUGUCUAAUAAAAGAGUCCUCCUUCUUCUCGAUGAUGUGGAAGAAAAGGAUCAUAUGAAUGCACUUGUAGGAAAACGUGAUUGGUUUGGUAGAGGGAGCAAACUCAUUAUUACUACAAGAAAGAAGGAUGUUCUCAUUGUUCCGGAAGUGGACUGCACUUAUGAGGUCAAUGGCAUGGAUGACUAUCAAUCUCUUGAGCUCUUUAGCAAACAUGCUUUCAGAAGAGACUCUCCUUUGAUUGAGUAUAUUGACCAAUCCAAGAGGGCAAUAGACAUUGCUAGAGGUCUUCCGCUAGCUCUUGAGGUCAUAGGUUCACUUUUAUCUCGCACUGAAAAGAAAAGGUGGGAUGACAUAUUGGAGAAGUUGGAAAAUAUUCCUCCCUUGGAAGUUCAGAGUAAGCUAAAAAUAAGUUUUGAUGCGUUAGAAGUUCAACAACAGCAUAUGUUCCUCGAUAUAGCUUGCCUUUUCAUUGGAUAUGACAAAGACAUUGUGGUUUAUUUUGGGAAAAAUCUAAAUUUUUUCCGAAAGAAACUAUAGAAGUUUUGCAGAACAUGUCUUUGAUAAAGAUUGUAGAGUAUAAUAAAGUGUGGAUGCAUGACCAACUCAGAGACCUCGGAAGAGAAU
Molecule: messenger RNA, 1661 nt
Organism: Syzygium oleosum
Lineage: Eukaryota; Viridiplantae; Streptophyta; Magnoliopsida; Myrtales; Myrtaceae
Product: disease resistance protein L6-like
Biological process (GO): signal transduction; defense response
Molecular function (GO): ADP binding
Source: RefSeq, a predicted model, not a curated record